This is a messenger RNA of Peromyscus eremicus (cactus mouse), 1439 nucleotides long. RefSeq names its product N-acetyltransferase domain containing 1 (gene Natd1). NCBI's taxonomy places the organism in Eukaryota, Metazoa, Chordata, Mammalia, Rodentia, Cricetidae. The record is from RefSeq and is a predicted model, not a curated record. The transcript is spliced from 4 exons. Bases 572 to 904 code for a protein of 110 amino acids.
GAUGACAGCCCUACCCACUCGCCGGAUUGUGCUGGCGUGGUCCUGGGUGCCCCAGCCUGUGCCCCCCUGCGGUGCAGCCUGUGCAGGUCGUAACCUGGAAAAAAUAUCUCAAGAUCCCUAGGGUGGCCCGGCCUGGCCGAUGCGGCUGGUGGGGUUAAAAGUGCUGCUCCUUGAGGGAGAUUGGACUCCUAAGUGGCUGCGCCUUUCCGAGGGUGAGCUUCCAUGUGCUCGCCUGUAGAGAGCAGCGACCUCGGACCUGCCUCCUAGGGCAGCAGGGAAAAACGAGAUCCCGCGACGGCGCGUGCCAGAUGGGUCCGUGUGGGUCCUACAGAUGCAUCUGGGGUAAACGCGAGGACAAUCGGCACCCUUGAACGGCCAGCACCUUAUUGUUGGUGCCGCCAGAGAAACGCGCCGAGCGGCCCCUUUAAGAGACGCCAGGAAUGUGUCCAAACAGACCGUGCGCGCGGCGCACGUGACUCACAGCUGAUUUCCGGCCCCGCCCCCUUCUCCGGCCCGCGCCGCCCGAGAGUCAGUUCGCUGCGGCCCGCGGUCCCCAGUCUCGGCGCGCGCGAUGGCGCAUGCGGCCCCGCCGAGCGCGCUGGAGCAGGGCGGCCCCAUCCGCGUGGAACACGACCGCCAACGCCGCCAGUUCUCCGUGCGCCUCAACGGAUGUCAUGACCGGGCUGUCCUGCUCUAUGAGUAUGUGGGCAAGCGGAUCGUAGACCUGCAGCACACAGAGGUCCCAGAUGCUUACCGUGGGCGUGGCAUUGCCAAGCACCUGGCCAAGGCUGCCCUGGACUUCGUGGUGGAGGAAGACCUGAAGGCCCACCUCACCUGCUGGUACAUCCAGAAGUACGUCAAGGAGAACCCCCUGCCACAGUACCUGGAGCGCCUACAGCCAUGACCCUGGCCACUGUGUGCAGGAGUGCACCCUGUGGGCCUUCCACGUGGGCCUCAGGCAGCUCAUGUGCUCUCAGGAACCUGUUCCCAUGGGGACAGGCUCAGAGUUAUUUUUGCAAGGACACUCGUCUGCAGCCCUCAUCCAGGAUUCUGGGGACCAGCUGCUGGCUGAGGAUGUGUGGAUAUCCAGAGUGGGAUGAAGGGCAGGCCAGGUGGCCGAGGCCCCCCUCCCACCAGCUGCACAUCCACAUCCCAUGUAGCCUGGCUACUGGGUCCCUGCUCAGAUCAGCAAGAGGGUGAGGUCGAGCCCCUGGCACCACCCCCUGGAGCUGUGUCCUUUCUGCAAAUGAGGAGGGUGUUCCUGGAGCCAAGAAGAACAACAGGAACCCUAUGUGCCAGCUUCCCAAGGUGGGGGUGCCAAGCCUUAGCCGCUGCCAGUGCUAACCCUUUCUCUUUCUCAGACUUGUGUGCCCUGGCACAGGCAGUGGAAUGGCAGCAGAGGGCAGCCGAUGCUGGUAUGUGAGCGAGCUCUGGCCCAG